AUGUAUCUCCUGACAGCAAUGAGCAUGGAGAGGCGCCUGUCCAGAUUGUUCCCAAUCUGGUACUGGUGUCGCUGCCCAAAGCACUUGUCGGGUAUCAUUUGUGGGGUGCUCUGGGCUCUCACUGGACUUUUUAUUUCUUUGAAAUUCUACGUUGCUGUCCUGCUCAGUGUGAUCUUCCUGUCCAUCUUUGGGUUGAGAAGACUCAGCGUGGUGAUUUUUCUUGGGCGUAUUGGUAUAAGCCUAUUUGUUCUUCAGAUGACUUACCUGCUGGCAUCGCUGAACAGCAGCAUCAACCUGGUCAUUUACUUCCCGGUAGGGAGCUGCCGGCAGCGCUGGUUCCAGAGCUCUGCAAAAGUCACCCUCAGCCAAGAGUUCAAAGAGAAAGCAACGAGCGAGGAGGAGAGCCACAUACGUAGGGACACCGCAGUGGAGACCACUCUAUAAGGCACUGCUGG
Molecule: messenger RNA, 455 nt
Organism: Aquila chrysaetos chrysaetos
Lineage: Eukaryota; Metazoa; Chordata; Aves; Accipitriformes; Accipitridae
Product: proto-oncogene Mas-like
Biological process (GO): G protein-coupled receptor signaling pathway
Cellular component (GO): membrane
Molecular function (GO): G protein-coupled receptor activity
Source: RefSeq, a predicted model, not a curated record